Molecule: messenger RNA, 2307 nt
Organism: Chaetura pelagica (chimney swift)
Lineage: Eukaryota; Metazoa; Chordata; Aves; Apodiformes; Apodidae
Gene: JADE2
Product: jade family PHD finger 2
Exons: 12
Coding region: 1-2307 (768 amino acids)
Biological process (GO): regulation of transcription by RNA polymerase II
Cellular component (GO): histone acetyltransferase complex
Source: RefSeq, a predicted model, not a curated record
AUGGAAGAAAAACGACGCAAGUACUCGAUCAGCAGUGAUAACUCAGACACCACUGACAGUCACACCACGUCUGCUUCCAGAUGCUCCAAAAUUCCAAAUACCAAAUCCACCUGGUCACGGCAGAAGGAGAAGAAGCCCUCUGAGGUUUUCCGUACAGAUCUGAUAACAGCCAUGAAGAUCCCUGACUCCUUCCAGCUGAGCCCCGAUGACUACUACGUCCUGGCUGAUCCCUGGAGGCAGGAGUGGGAGAAGGGUGUCCAGGUGCCAGCAAGUGCUGAGGCCAUCCCUGAGCCUGUGGUCAGGAUCAUACCCCAGCUGGAAAACUCACCUUCACAGGUUUCACCAAGUAGCCUGCCUGGCUCUGAGAUUUCGGAGGCUACAAAGACUUACUUGCAAGGAAUGAGCCGCUAUGACCUGGAUGAGCUCGAUGCUUACUGGUUGGAACUUGUUAAUAUGGAGCUCAAGGAGAUGGAAAAGCCCGAGCUGGACGAGAUCACCCUGGAGCGAGUGCUGGAGGAGCUGGAGACCAUGUGCUACGAGAACAUGAACAUGGCCAUCGAGACGGAGGAGGGCUUGGGCAUCGAGUACGACGAGGACGUGGUGUGCGACGUCUGCCGCUCGCCCGAGGGGGAGGACGGCAACGAGAUGGUCUUUUGUGACAAGUGCAACGUCUGCGUGCACCAGGCAUGCUAUGGCAUCCUGAAGGUGCCCAUCGGGAGCUGGCUGUGCCGGACCUGCGCCCUCGGCGUCCAGCCCAAGUGUCUGCUGUGCCCCAAGAGGGGGGGAGCGCUGAAGCCCACCCGGAGCGGGACGAAAUGGGUCCACGUUAGCUGUGCCUUAUGGAUACCUGAAGUUAGCAUUGGAUGUCCUGAAAAAAUGGAACCCAUUACGAAGAUCUCACAUAUCCCAGCAAGCAGAUGGGCUUUGUCCUGCAGCCUCUGCAAGGAGUGCACUGGGACAUGUAUUCAGUGCUCCAUGCCUGCCUGUGUCACCGCGUUCCACGUCACCUGCGCCUUUGACCACAACCUGGACAUGCGGACUAUUCUAGCAGACAACGACGAAGUGAAGUUCAAGUCCUUCUGCCUUGAGCACAGCACUGGUGCCACCAAGUUGCCCGAGGAGGCACGGACAGAGCCCGACCAAGCCCAGCUGGACUUGGAGAAGGUGACGCUGCGGAAGCAGAAGCUCCAGCAGCUGGAGGAGGACUUCUAUGAACUCGUGAAGCCUUCAGAGGUGGCGGAGAACCUUGACUUGAGCGAAUCGCUCGUGGAUUUUGUCUACCAGUACUGGAAGCUGAAGAGGAAAGCAAAUUCCAACAAACCGCUGCUGACACCAAAAACAGAUGAAGUGGACAACUUGGCCCAGCAAGAACAGGAUGUUCUCUACCGGCGCUUGAAGCUCUUCAUGCACCUCAGACAAGACCUGGAGAGGGUCAGAAAUCUCUGUUACAUGGUGACGAGACGGGAGAAAAUGAAACACACCAUUUGUAAGCUCCAGGAGCAGAUCUUCCAUCUCCAGAUGAAGCUCAUCGAGAAAGAUCUUUACCCAGAACAAACUGGGAAGAAGACAAAGGGUAAGAAAAGUGACCCAAGAAGGAGAGGAAGAGAUGGUAGAAAAAAUAGUCCCGAGAAGAAAGAGAAAAGGAAAUCAGUCAACGAAACUGUAUUGGGACAACUGGGCUUGUCAACCUCCUUCCCCAUUGACGGGACCUUCUUCAACAGCUGGUUGGCACAAUCAGUCCAGAUCACCGCCGAGAACAUGGCGAUGAGCGAGUGGUCCCUCAACAACGCCCACCACGAGGACAGCACCCCCGGCCUCUCCGAGGAGCUCCUCCAGGAUGAGGAGACCUUGCUGAGCUUCAUGAUGGACCAUUCCCUCAGGUCCCCGUUUAAGCAGAGCGAGGCCUCCAAGAAAAUGAGAAGCAAAACGAGAACGAACACUAGGAAAAAGCUGCCCAGGAGCAGCCCCCCCACCACAGGCGGGAGCCACCCGGAGAGCUCGGAGCCUUGGACUAACAACGGCAGCGACUUGUCAGAUGAUGGAGCUAACAAAAGGGUGCAGAGAGGGAUGUCUAUGUUGGUUAGACAUCAAAGUAGGAGAAAAUUAGUAUUUGAGUUGAGCUGGGCGCUUCCCCCCAAGGCGGAGGGCGCCGGCGGGGCUGCCCUGCGUCGCUUCGAGGCCGAGACGGACGGGUACUUCUCUGACGCCGAGAUGAGCGACUCGGACGGGGAGCCCCGCCGGGCGCAGCGGGGCCAGCUGGAGGCGGCCGGCGAGGACAUCGUCAGGAUGAGCAUCCUGGCCUCCUAA